Molecule: messenger RNA, 2967 nt
Organism: Pipistrellus nathusii (Nathusius's pipistrelle)
Lineage: Eukaryota; Metazoa; Chordata; Mammalia; Chiroptera; Vespertilionidae
Source: the annotation of a GenBank genome assembly
AUGUCUCAAUGGACUCCUGAAUAUAGCAAGCUCUAUACCUUAGAAGUGGAUAUGAAGAGUGAGAUUCCUUCUGAUGCACCAAAGACACAGGAGAGUCUGAAAGGGAUCCUCUUGCAUCCAGAGCCCAUUGGGACAGCCAAAAGUUUUCCUGUGGGAGUUGAGAUGAUUAAUAGUAAAGUGGGGAAUGAAUUCUCUCAUUUGUGUGAUGAUUCUCAAAAACAAGAAAAGGACAUGAAUGGUAACCAACAAGAGCAAGAAAAAAGUGUUGUGAGGAAAAAACGCAAAAGCCAGCAGGCUGGCCCUUCAUACAUGCAAAAUUGUGUUAAAGAAAACCAGGGAGUAUUAGGAUUGAGGCAACACCUAGAAGCACCAAGUGAUAAAGACAAUGAUUCCUCUUUUAGUGAUUGUCUUUCUUCCCCUUCAUCUAGUCUGCAUUUUGGAGAUUCUGAUACUGUGACUUCAGAUGAGGAUAAAGGACUCUCUGUAAGACAUUCCCAGUCAAUUUUGAAUGCUAAAAGUAGAACUCAUAGUGCACGUUCCCAAAAGUGGCCUCCCACUGAGACAGAGUCUGUUUCAGGAUUGUUAAUGAAAAGACCCUGUUUUCAUAGCAGUUCGUUAAGGAGACUUCCAUGCAGAAAGAGAUUUGUAAAAAACAACUCACAGAGGACACAGAAACAAAAAGAGAGGAUAUUGAUGCAGAGGAAAAAACGAGAAGUGUUAGCCCGAAGAAAGUAUGCAUUGCUCCCUAGUUCCAGUAGUUCCAGUGAAAAUGACCUCAGCAGUGAAUCCUCUUCAAGCUCAUCAACUGAAGGAGAUGAUUUGUUUGUUUCUACCAGUGAAAACCACCAAAACAAUGCAGCUGUCCCCUCAGGAAGUAUUGAUGAAGAUGUUGUGGUGAUAGAAGCUUCCUCUACUCCCCAAGUCGCUGCCAAUGAAGAAAUUAAUGUUACCUCAACUGAUAGUGAAGUGGAGAUUGUAACAGUUGGAGAAAGCUAUCGGUCUCGUUCAACCCUUGGACACUCCAGAUCUCAUUGGAGCCAAGGUUCAAGUUCUCAUACAAGCCGACCACAGGAGCCACGGAACCGCAGUAGGAUUUCUACUGUGAUACAGCCCUUGCGGCAGAAUGCAGCAGAAGUUGUGGACCUUACUGUUGAUGAAGAUGAACCUACUGUAGUACCAACCACUUCUGCAAGAAUGGAAUCACAAACCACAAGCGCUUCCACUAGUAAUUCUAAUCCAUCUACCUCUGAGCAGGCCUCUGAUACUGCUUCAGCUGUCACUAGUAGCCAAUCCUCCACAGUGUCAGAGACUUCAACUACUCUUACAAGCAAUAGUAUGACUGGUACUUCUAUAGGAGAUGACUUGAGGAGAGCUGCAUCUAGUGCUGUAACGGAAAAUGGCCCUCCUGCAAUGCCAAGGUUACCUUCCUGCUGUCCCCAGCACUCGCCAUGUGGAGGGUCGUCACAGAAUCACCAUGCAUUAGGACAUCCACACACAAGUUGCUUUCAGCAGCAUGGCCACCAUUUUCAACAUCACCACCACCACCAUCAUACUCCCCACCCAGCUGUCCCAGUUUCUCCCUCCUAUAGUGAUCCUACAUGUCCUGUGGAAAGACCUCCACAAAUACAAACAUCUUGUCGAGCAAAUAGUAGUUCUGGUACCAGCUACCAUGACCAGCAGGCGUUGCCAGUGGACCUGAGCAGCAAUGCCAUCAGAAGUCAUGGAAGUGCGGGCUUUCACGGAGCAUCUGCAUUUGACCCCUGCUGCCCUGUUUCUUCUUCCCGAGCUGCCAUCUUUGGCCACCAGGCUGCUGCUGCUGUCCCGAGCCAGCCAUUGUCACUAGAUGGUUAUGGGUCAAGCAUGGUUGCACAGCCCCAGCCCCAGCCCCCUGCACAAGCCUCACUCUCAUCAUGUCGACACUAUAUGCCACCUCCUUAUGCUUCUUUAACAAGACCACUUCAUCAUCAAGCCUCUGCCUGCCCCCACUCUCAUGGAAACCCUCCUCCUCAGACGCAGCCUCCACCUGAUUACGUUAUUCCUCAUCCUGUACAUGCUUUCCAUUCUCAGAUGUCUUCUCAUACAACAUCUCACCCAGUGGCACCCCCACCCCCAACUCAUUUAGCCAGUACAGCUGCACCAAUUCCUCAACAUCUUCCUCCCUCACACCAGCCGAUUUCACACCAUAUUCCAGCCACUGCACCUCCAGCACAGAGACUGCAUCCUCAUGAAGUAAUGCAGAGGAUGGAAGUUCAAAGGAGGAGGAUGAUGCAGCAUCCAACGCGGGCACAUGAACGCCCCCCACCCCAUCCACAUAGGAUGCACCCAAACUAUGGUCAUGGGCAUCAUAUUCACGUGCCUCAGACUAUGUCCUCACAUCCUCGACAGGCUCCAGAGAGAUCCGCCUGGGAAUUGGGAAUUGAAGCUGGAGUGACUGCAACUACUUAUACACCUGGAGCAUUGCAUCCUCACCUGGCCCAUUACCAUGCACCCCCUCGACUUCAUCACUUACAAUUAGGAGCACUUCCUUUAAUGGUUCCUGACAUGGCAGGCUACCCUCACAUCCGUUACAUUUCAUCAGGAUUGGAUGGAACGUCAUUUAGAGGUCCUUUCAGGGGCAAUUUUGAGGAACUGAUUCAUUUGGAAGAAAGAUUAGGAAAUGUCAAUCGUGGAGCAUCCCAGGGAACAAUUGAAAGAUGUACAUAUCCACAUAAAUAUAAAAAGGUAACAACUGAUUGGUUCUCACAGAGGAAACUGCACUGCAAACAAGAUGGGGAAGAAGGGACUGAGGAGGACACAGAGGAAAAAUGUACUAUCUGUUUGUCUAUUUUAGAGGAAGGUGAAGAUGUGAGACGCCUUCCCUGUAUGCACCUUUUUCACCAAGUGUGUGUUGACCAGUGGUUGAUUACCAAUAAGAAGUGCCCCAUAUGCAGAGUGGACAUUGAGGCCCAGCUGCCAAGUGAAAGUUGA